This is a messenger RNA of Danaus chrysippus (African queen), 237 nucleotides long. The record is from the annotation of a GenBank genome assembly. NCBI's taxonomy places the organism in Eukaryota, Metazoa, Arthropoda, Insecta, Lepidoptera, Nymphalidae.
AUGUACGAUGACGCACAAAGGAGCAGUCGUAGCACAUGGGAUGGUAGUACUUUAGCUGGCGUCUUUAAACAGACUCUACCGGUAAUUGAUCAGUUGGUCGACCAGUUGGACGAUCAGUUGGUCGACCAGUUGGACGAUCAGUUGGUCGACCAGUUGGACGAUCAGUUGGUCGAUCAGUUGGUCGACCAGUUGGACGAUCAGUUGGUCGAUCAGUUGGACGAUCAGUUGGUCGAUUAG